Molecule: messenger RNA, 1215 nt
Organism: Papaver somniferum (opium poppy)
Lineage: Eukaryota; Viridiplantae; Streptophyta; Magnoliopsida; Ranunculales; Papaveraceae
Exons: 3
Coding region: 1-1215 (404 amino acids)
Molecular function (GO): RNA-DNA hybrid ribonuclease activity; nucleic acid binding
Source: RefSeq, a predicted model, not a curated record
AUGGUGAAGCAUGUAUUAAAUGCAAUGCCUUCACAUCAAAUGGGAGUUUUUAAAAUACCAAAAGCAACCAUUAAAGAAAUGGACAGAGUGCAAAGGAAAUUAUGGUGGAAAAAGCAGAACGGGAAGGGAGUAUACUUAACAUCUUGGGACCAUGUCAACAUCUACAAGGAAAUUGGUGGUAUGGGUUUUAGAGAUUUAGAGUGCUUCAACAAGGCUUUAUUAGCAAAAUCUGUUUGGAGACUAUACCAUAAUUCUCAUCAGUUGUGGGCCAAAGCAUUGAAGAAAAAGAAUUUCCCUGACACCUCACUGUUGGGAGAUGGAAGAAGAAUCAUUACCUGGAAGGACAACUGGAUCGCAGGGAAAUAUGAACCACCAAUAUCCAUUACAGAGUUCAAAGUUUUUGUUAAAUACAAUACGGUAUAUGAUCUUAUUGAUGAAAAUACUAAGGCUGGGAAGGUUGAUAAUGUCCAUCAGUUGUUCUCCCCUGAAGAUGCUCAUAAGAUUCUAACUAUGAGAAUACCUGCAAACAACACAGAUAGACUGGUAUGGACUCUCACAAAAAAUGGGAAGUUCACAGUGAAAUCCGCCUACAGAAAGCUUGUUGAUAUCAAGACCAAUGCGGCUGCACUUUAUGAUCCUGAAAUGACAACAAUAUGGAAGCAUUUAUUGAGCUUAGACACCUUGCCGAGGAUCAAGACUUUCUUAUGGAAGUGUGUUAAUGAUAUUGUACCUUCAAGUGAAUGCAUGAACAUGGUUAUGCACUCUGAAAGCGACUACUGCAGGAUGGGACUAAUACUUCGUAAUUCUGCAAGUGUGUUUGAGCAAGGAAGAUGCAUCCAUGAACAUGGACACUUAGACGCAGAACACGCAGAAGUAGAAGGACUGAUGCAGGCUAUAGUAUGGGCAGAAGAACUCAACUUGCAGCAAGUGUGUUUUGAGAUGGAUGCUCAGAAUGUAGUAGCAGCAGCUAAGGGGGAGUACCAGAAAGUCAGAUGGGAACUACAACCACUGAUCUUAGAUAUUAUUAAUUUAUUUAGCAAGCAUCCAUUAUGGACUUGCAAGUUUAUCUAUAGGAAGUUCAAUAAACCAGCUGAUAAGCUGGCUAAACAUUCCCGCAAUUUUCAGAUUAGUAUAAGUUGGUCUCAGUAUCCACUAAACUUCAUAGUAGAAGCAUUAUAUGCUGAUAUGAAUGAUUUAAUUGAUUCCAAUAUCUAA